GGUAACUGGUUAACUGCGAUUCGAUGAAGCGAAAUGCCAAGAGGCAGAUAGUUGUAAAGUCUUCACAAAUGGGACCUGUUACCCACAUCCCUGCCUUUGAUUCUCUGGAUGAAGCACUUCGCUUUUUAUACCAGUUGUUCCCCUCCGCAUCCUUCAGACCGUCUGUUCGCCCCAUUAUCCUUAAGUCACAGCUGUAUGCUGUUAUUGAAAAUCGCACUUCUGUGGACAUCCAGUUGGGCGAACUCCACAAUUCUGGACGUCUUCGGAUGUUGAAGGUGGAAGAUGAAACUGAUGAUUCUCUUGGCAUAAUGACUGCUGAAGACUAUUACCUCGCAUUCCAAGAUGCGGGUGUGUCAGACUCGCACCCUACGGUGAUAAAUCGGUUUUGCAACUUAGUUCUUUCCGAACACCACGGCCUAAGUAUCAACAAAGCAUUGUUACUGCAACAUUUCACAGACGACGAAAUCACAAUACUUGUGCAUUCCGGUGCACUGACUAUUCGGUCAACUAACUUGUGGUGGAUCUCUUCACCGCAAUUGGGCCGCUUCCUCAGGGUGUACAAAAUCGGUCAGAAAUCACUGCUCACACUUCUACGUCGACAGCGUUUCAAGGAACUUUUACUACCAGCCAUCUUUUCUCGUGGAAUCGGGAAGGCUGCCUCCUUAGGUUCUCUGUACCAUAUUCUCGCCCACGUUGGGAACGCUACUUGCAUUUCUAUCCCAACAUCCUCGGGCUCCUUGAUCCGGCUGCGGACAUGA
Molecule: messenger RNA, 758 nt
Organism: Dicrocoelium dendriticum
Lineage: Eukaryota; Metazoa; Platyhelminthes; Trematoda; Plagiorchiida; Dicrocoeliidae
Source: the annotation of a GenBank genome assembly